AUGGAGAGUUUAAGUGCUCCUUCUCGUGUCUUCAGCGAGACAACUCUCGAAAAGAGAGCCAGCAAGGUUUGCCUCAGCGCCUGCGCACCGAAUAAUGCUAAACUAUUUAGGCAUGCGAAGCGCGACCCCAGCCUUCAUUUAAUUCUAGAUCAUAUCAGUCAGCUAAAUCGAGCGUUCCAAAGCGUUGAAGGUCGCAUGAGCAGGAUGGAAGAUAAAAUCCAGAGAUCAAACUCGGCCGAAAUGUCGAACAAUACUCGAACAGGGGCCCAGUGCUUGAAUCAUCCCAAUAUCAUCGUUGGAAAGACAGGAGCAGAGCCACAGCCAACUUCAUCGAUCCUACGGUGGGAAAGAAUUCGCCUUAUCUAUCCUAAUGUGGCACGUCAAUCCGUAGAUGGAGAUGCCUGUUCCGCCUACUCAUCUACCAUCCAGCCUUCGCUCAAAAGCCUAGUUAUUCAAGCCCAGCCCAAUGAGACAGGACAGGUGCUUUUUUAUACUAGAUGCUUCCUUGACCUAGUCUAUCCACUCUACCCGAUCAUGUGCGAAGAUGCAAUAUAUGACGCAGUGACGAAUUGUAUUAAGGAUGGGUUUCAGAAUAACAUGACAUCUGCGCUUGUUAUGCUUAUGGUCUGUCUAGGAAAGUUGUACUCGUCUUUGUCCAGCGUUGACGAGGCCAUUGGCUAUUUGAAUAUGGCGACCCAACUACUUGCCUGGCUUCCGAUGGAAGCGAGUCUGGACUAUGCACAGGCUCAUGGACUAAGAGUUCUGAAAUCGCAAGGGACUAAGCUCACUACACGAACAACUAGCAUUCGAUUAUACUGGGUUCUCUUAAACAUGGAACGACAUUUCAACUGGGAAACAAGUCUGAAAUCCAGCAGUGAGCUGUCAGAAUUAGAAGACCGCCUCCCGCUGCCUUUCAAAUGCAUGGCCCAAGAGCCAUCCACUGCCAACCAGCUGCACAGUCCAUACACCUCCGUCAUUGACUCCUGUUAUUCCCUCUUCCUGGCCGAGACGAGCCUCCGCCAGAUUUUGUGGCGGAUCGCUUGCGCUCCGGAACUCCAGGAAUCAACCGCACAUGUGCCACAGCCAUCACGCGCAUUUGAAGUCAUCGCAGAGCUCGAAAUGCAACUGUCCGAGUGGCUCGUUUGCAUUCCCGGAUCAGCCGGUUGGUCGCCGGUCGCCGGGGCUGGCAAUAUCAGCGCGCUGAGCAGCCGGAUAAAACUGCAAUACUGGCUGUGCCGAUUCCACAUCUACAAGGUGGCAUUAUAUCGCAGCUUUCAGGUUCCAUACCAGAUGAUCUUUCCAGAAUCAAUCUCGCAGACAUGGUCCGAUGCUGCGUUGGUGGCGGCAAUGAAUAGUCUCCUGGUCUUUGUUUCUGAGAAUGUGAUUCCUGAUGAUAUUAUGGCACAUCGGUUACUCACGAUCACGAUUCUGUUACGAGCGUCAAUGCAGCUGUUUGGGCCCGAGAGGCUAGUUCCAUACUGCCAAAGCAUGUCUACAUCCCCUCAGUCACUAAUUGACCGGUCGGUCGAACGCAUCCAAUCGCUGUCUAUAAUGAAUUCGCCAAUGGGAGCGCCAAAGUGGCAAAGCCGGUGGGUGACUAAUUCCCUACAGACUUUUCUACAAGAUAUCUCGGCGGAGGCAGCACAACCAUAG
Molecule: messenger RNA, 1653 nt
Organism: Aspergillus affinis
Lineage: Eukaryota; Fungi; Ascomycota; Eurotiomycetes; Eurotiales; Aspergillaceae
Product: fungal specific transcription factor domain-containing protein
Exons: 5
Coding region: 1-1653 (550 amino acids)
Source: RefSeq, a predicted model, not a curated record